This is a messenger RNA of Dermacentor silvarum, 1866 nucleotides long. RefSeq lists its product as uncharacterized. NCBI's taxonomy places the organism in Eukaryota, Metazoa, Arthropoda, Arachnida, Ixodida, Ixodidae. Bases 493 to 1866 code for a protein of 457 amino acids. The record is from RefSeq and is a predicted model, not a curated record. The transcript has 12 exons.
AAACACUGCACGUCACCUUUACUUAUGAUCCAUGAUUUUUCUUCAAUCUUUUAAUGAAAGUUGGUUGGAUGCAUUGAGAAAUUGGGUUCAGUGGCAUUAAAAGUAUAAAAAUAUUGCAGCUGUCUAUUGCCAUUUGGUCAGCCUUACUUGAGAUUACCCAAAUAUUUCACUAUCAAGUUGCAGGAGCUGCCCACAGCAAGACUUUUAAAAAGGAGGAGGCUGGAUGCCGCCCACUUAUUACAUGAGCAAAUAAUUGCUCAAUCAGGAAAUACAGCAGAAACCCAGGAAAACGCACAGGUUGACGCAGAUUCAAGAAUAGCAGAACUGCUGAAAUGUUUGGAAAAAAAAGAAACUGAAAACAAAAGAUUGAAAAAAGAGCUUCGGGAGGCAGCAGCGCUAAAUCGAAGGCUUACAAGUGCCCUUCUCGACAAAAUUGAGGUAGCCCGAGCCACAGGAGAAAGACUUGGAGCACAAGUCAUUGCAGAAUAUAUUAUGCCCUGCUCUGUGGAUGCAGGUACUGGGCUGCCUCAAGAGAUGGUGCCUGAACCAGCACAUGAUGCAGGCAUUGAUGCUGAUGCUGCUCAUUUCCACCCAGACUACAGCAAUGAGCAAGAUUUGGCUGCAUCUGGUGGCAAUGAUGAUGCUCCCUUGGCAGGUGGCCCCAUCAGUGGAGAAUGCUCUGCAUCUAAUGGCAUUGAUAAUGCUCCCUUGCCAGCUGACCCUAUCAGGGGAGAUUGCUCUUCAUCCACUGGCGUUGCUGCUCCCUUGGCUGGUGGCCCCAACGGGGAAAAUUUUUCUGCAUCCAUGGAGAGACAGCCUGCAGCUGCAGUGUUUACCCCAUGGGUAAACAGCGCAAGUCAACCACCAGCAGGCUUGUUUGAAGUCACGAAUGGCCGGGUAAAAGUUGGGGAAGGCAUGUUCAUGCCCCUCGACAAGUGGACAUUUAUAAUGAAGAACGUGUCCGAUGGCAAGUGUUGUUUGGAACUUGCGAAACAUUUUUGGGCACCCACUGAGGCUGCCACACGCAGCCUAACAGGCCAGGCUUGCCGCAGCAUGGCCACUGAGGUUAAGAAGCUUCCGGCGACACCAGAAAAGGUGGAAAUGGUGAAGAACUGCCUGGCAAAGUACAUCGACUUGCACCCAGCGCUACAGCCACCUAGGGACCAUCGCGUCGCAGCAGUAAGAAAAUACUUGAGGACUUUUUUUACUGAGGCUGCAUGCCAAGGAAAGAGGGCAGAUGGCUCGCAGCGGGUGGUCUGCUGGCAGCAUGGAGCUGACUGCCUGCAUGGUCAGGAGGAGGUUGGCCACCAGCUGAUCCACCGUGGUCUCUGCCCCUCCUCGCCCGCCACCACCACGAGCCCUUCCGAGAGCUCCCCCUCUCAGCCGUCUAGCGAAAGCUCUCCCAACAGCCAAGACACUCAAUCCACCACCUCCUCUCCGGCGCGCACCCGUUCCCCCUCCCCGGCGGAACAUGAGACUGCCGACCUACAGGAGAAGGUGAAACCUGCAGGGCAACAACCCCCGACAGGCCACGUGGACUCCCAAUGUCUAGAGAGAGAGGAGCCUGACGAGCAACAUCCCUCGCCCAAGCGCUCAAAGGGAAAGAAACCUGACCGCCAACACCCUCCCCCGGCGGGGAAAGCCCGCGCCAGCUGCGUGCUCGGCCCUCUUGCCCCCCUCGUCGAAGAUGCCUUCCCCCCUCUGCCCCCCCAGGCAAGCCGCCCCUUCCCCUCCAGCCCCAAUGUGCGGCUAACGCCUCGGAAGCCAAGCGACCUCAGGCAGAGAGGAGGAAUGCAAACCGGGAGAACCGGCUCGACUCUUGAAGGGUCGACACGUUUCUCUCUGCUCCUGGGUCGUCAAGGUUAA